UCAGGUUAGGUUAGGUUAGGUUAGAUUACAUCAUGGAGUGGUUCGACCGCUGCGAGGAUGGAAGCUGUGUGAAAUUUUCAGUAUUCUAAAGACAUGCCUUUAAUUGUCAUAAGUCCGCAUUAUUUUGACUGGGUCAUGAAUAAUUUUAAUGAAAAUGUGCAAGCGUUAAAAAGACCUUCGACGUCAAUUUUAUAACCGUGGGAAAGAAAAGAGAGGUUAUGCUGCACGUGAGAGUUACGUUAACCUUUUGCCAACGGUGACACCUAAAAAUCUUUACAUAUAAAAGUGUUGGAAAAUGUCAAAUGAAAAACCGUGUCGGGCUUGUACGGACUUUAGGACUUGGGCGAAACGUCAGAAAGAAGUCUACGACUCGGAAAAGGAAGUGCAGAAAAAACAGGAUCAGACUCCAGUUACCAGUGAUAAAAGUACUCGAGACAAUUGUCCCUUAGACAAAGAUGAAUUAGGUUCAAAAUCUUGGGGCUUUUUGCAUACUAUGGCUGCAUAUUAUCCAGAUAAACCGAAUGAAAAACAGAAGACUGACAUGAAGAAUUUCUUUCACAUAUUUUCCAAAUUUUAUCCUUGUAAUAUAUGUGCGGAAGAUUUACAAGAACAGUUAAAACACUCACCACCAGAGACCGACUCGCAGGAAAAAUUGAGUCAGUGGUUAUGCAGAAUCCAUAACGAGGUGAACAAGAAGUUAGGAAAACCAGAAUUUGAUUGUAAAUUAGUAAAUCAAAGGUGGAGAGAUGGUUGGCUAGAUGGCUCUUGUGAUUGAAGAUAAGUAACGAUAGUAAUUUUGAAAUGUACAAUGGGACCUGAAUACAAAUACAAUUGUAUAGAUAA
Messenger RNA from Nylanderia fulva, 843 nucleotides. It is a transcript of the gene Alr, whose product is annotated as Evr1_Alr domain-containing protein Alr. Gene Ontology annotation, molecular function: flavin-dependent sulfhydryl oxidase activity; flavin adenine dinucleotide binding. The record is from RefSeq and is a predicted model, not a curated record. NCBI's taxonomy places the organism in Eukaryota, Metazoa, Arthropoda, Insecta, Hymenoptera, Formicidae. Gene Ontology annotation, cellular component: mitochondrion.